CUGUUUCCGCCACUCCUCUCUCUUCCCCUCCUCAACAGCUUCCGUUCUCCACCUUUUUCUCCAUUUUUCCUUUCCUUUUAUCUCUUUCUCUAUUCCGACCUCCUUUGUCUCUCUUCAAAGUUAGUGUGAUUUGAGAGGAAAACGAAGCAGAAAAGAAAAAAGUAGAGGAAAUGGAGAAGGAACAAUCUCCUCUUCCUCAGAAAUCCAACAGCUUCUCCUCCUCCAGCAGGGAAGAGAAGCUCCGAGAAUCUGACAGGAGCCUCUCCUUAGGUGCCAUCAAGUUUGAAGAAAGGCGCGAGAAGCAGGAGACAGAUUACAAGGAGGAGGACCGGAUAGAGGAAGAGAAGGAGAAUGACGACAAGGAGCAGGAGGAAAGGGAGGAAGCAAGCAAGGAGAAUGUCAAAGAAGCAGAACCCAGCUUCAUUGCCAUCUCUGAGGAGAUUGAUCAUUUCCUCGGCAUCCUUGCCAGCCUCCAAGAUGUUCAGGAUCAAAUCUCCGAGCCGCCUGAGCUCCCUGAAUCGAACAUCGAGAAGUUCGUCGCCAUGUUGGAGAAGGAGAUUGCCACGUAUGAGUCCGGCGAGCAAAAAUGGUCUCCUGACCAUGACGAGAUCUGCCUCCUCGAUGCCUUCAAUCGACUCCACAAGCUGACGUCGGCGCUCACACCAUUCUCCUCGGAUGCCAGGUACAACCAUGCCAUGAAUCGCACCGGCAGUGUCCUCCACCACGCCAUGACCUUCCUUGAAGACGAAUUCUUUUCGCUCCUCGAUGAGAAUUCCCGAGCAAAGCAGCAGGAUCCAGGCAGCACCAGUUCGAAGACCAAGCGGCCGCCAUCUUUCAGUCGACAGCAGCAGCAACCACACCAACAACAUGAACAAGACCGGUGCGAUUUGGCCCCAGCCGAAUCCAGCACCAAUGAAGAUUCCCCAACAUAUCCACCGGAUGUCGUGGAGAGAUUACGAGGCAUCGCCACGGCGAUGAUCUCUGCCGGGUAUGUGACCGAGUGCUGCGAGGUGUUCAGCGUUGCUCGGCACAACGCCUUCCACGCAGGCCUGUCCAGCCUCGGAUGUGAGAAGAUCAGCAUCGAUGAUGUGCAAAAAAUGGCUUGGGAUUCUCUGGAGGGAGAGAUCGCGACGUGGAUCAGGGCCUUCCGGCAUUCGAUCACUGUCUCAUUCCCCAGCGAGCGCGAGCUCUUCGAUAUAGUCUUCUCCGGCCACCAAGACAUAGCCAACACCCUCUUCAGCCACCUCGCCCUCGGUGCCAUCUUUCAGCUCCUCAAUUUUGCGGAGGCCGUCGCCAUGACGAAGCGCUCCCCUGAGAAGCUCUUCAAGAUGCUCGACAUAUAUGAGAUCUUGAGGGACUUGAUGCCCACCAUCGACGCCAUUUUCUCUAUUGAGGCGAGCGAAGAGGAGCCAUCCUCCUCACCAGCGAUGGAUCUCAAGUCAGAGAUCUCCGCCAUCCAGUCCCGUCUCGGGGAGGCGGCGGUCGCGAUCUUCUGCGACCUCGAGAGCUCGAUCAAGACCGACACUGGAAAGACACCGGUGCCCGGCGGUGCCGUCCACCCCCUCACACGCUACGUCAUGAAUUACCUCAAAUAUGCAUGUGAAUACAAGAACACAUUGGAGCAAAUCUUCCAAGAUUACCAGAGAUCUGAGAAGCCGUCAUCCUUUGACGACGACGGCGGCGAUGCGCCAUCGGGCAGCACUAGCAACCAUGAAAACCAGAAAAACAACAGCAACGCAAAUGAUCCAAAACCAUUUACAGCGCAAUUGAUGGAGGUGAUGGAAUUGCUGCACGCGAAUUUGGAGUCCAAAUCCAAGCUCUACAAGGAUCAGGCACUGUGCAACAUAUUCUUGAUGAACAACGGGAGGUACAUCAUGAAGAAAAUCAAGGGGGCAGCGGAGAUCAAUGAGCUUCUCCGCGAUGCAUGGUGCCGGAAGAGGUCAUCAGAUCUGAGGCAGUACCAUAAGAACUACCAGCGUGAGACGUGGUCGAAGGUGCUCGCAUGUUUCAGGGAUGGAGAACUAAACGUGAGGGGGAAUGUGUCGAAGCCGGUGCUAAAGGAGCGAUUCAAGAGCUUCAACGCCAUGUUCGACGAAAUCCACAAGACGCAGAGCUCAUGGGUGGUGAGCGACGAGCAGUUGCAGUCGGAACUGAGGGUGUCCAUAUCGGCGGUGGUGGUGCCAGCGUACCGCUCAUUUCUGGGGCGGUACUCGCAGUACCUCGACCCGGGGCGGCAGACGGAAAAGUACAUCAAGUUUGGGGCCGAUGACCUCGAGAAUUAUAUCGAUGAGCUCUUCGAUGGCAAUCCUUCUUCCAUGGCGAGGAGGAGGACCUGAGAUGGGGUGAGAGUUAGGCCAGGAGGGCUUCGUAUCAUCUUUAUUAUCUUCCCCCUCUCUUUUUUGGCUGUUUUUAUUUGUGUUAAGAGUUGGAAUGAAGAGAGAGUCUUAUAUUCUGUGAAGAGACAGAGAUGCAUGUAACAUCUAAAGGUUUGUAUUCGUUCGUAUAUGUCUUCAAACAUUCAAGAAAUGUCAAAAAUUUGGCAUAUCUCCGUGCUAUAUAAUUCAUGAAACCAUACGUGUUCAUGC
Phoenix dactylifera (date palm) is the source of this 2585-nucleotide messenger RNA. Lineage: Eukaryota; Viridiplantae; Streptophyta; Magnoliopsida; Arecales; Arecaceae. The record is from RefSeq and is a predicted model, not a curated record.